Molecule: messenger RNA, 1011 nt
Organism: Scutellospora calospora
Lineage: Eukaryota; Fungi; Glomeromycota; Glomeromycetes; Diversisporales; Gigasporaceae
Source: the annotation of a GenBank genome assembly
AUGCUCAAAACAUUUACUAGAACGACGACACCAAUUAUUCAUGCAACCAAGCAAUUGAAUAACACAAAAUACGGAGGAAAGUAUACAGUAACAUUGAUCCCGGGUGAUGGAAUUGGUCAGGAAACAGCAGCUGCAGUAAAAACAAUUUUCAGGGCUGCCAAUGUUCCAAUUGAGUGGGAACAGCUUGAUGUUUCAGGUCAUACUCAAGAAGAAGAUAUUUUAUUUAAACAAAGUGUUGAGAGUAUAAGAAGGAACAAAGUAGCAUUGAAAGGAAUUUUAUACACACCUGUAUCCAAGCUGGGACAUCAAUCGUUCAAUGUUGCUAUGCGCAAAGAUCUUGACAUAUACGCAUCUUUGGUUCUUAUCAAAAAUAUUAAAGGUUAUCCAACACGUCACAAUAACGUAGAUUUUGCAAUCAUUCGUGAGAAUACAGAAGGUGAAUAUGCCGGAUUGGAACAUCAGUCAUAUCCAGGAGUCGUAGAAUCUUUAAAAAUUGUAACUAGAAAUAAAACGGAACGUAUUGCACGUUUUGCUUUUGAUUUUGCCCUUAGAAAUAAUCGUAAAAAGAUUGCAGAAGAUUAUAAAGCAUCAGGAGUUGAAUUCGAUGAUAUGAUUGUUGAUAAUUGUUCUAUGCAAUUAGUUUCUAAGCCACAGCAAUUUGAUGUCAUGGUUAUGCCUAAUUUGUAUGGUAAUAUCGUAAGCAAUGUUGGUGCAGCACUUGUCGGUGGCCCUGGAAUUAUUCCUGGUGCAAAUAUAGGUCGUGAAUAUGCCUUAUUUGAACCGGGUUGUCGUCAUGUCGGCAGAGAUAUCCAAGGGCAUAAUGCUGCUAAUCCUACAGCUCUAAUCCUAUCAGGAGUAAUGAUGUUACAUCAUUUAGGUCUCGAUGAUUUCGCUAAUAGGAUUCAUAAUGCUGUUAAGCAAACGAUAAAACGAGGAUCGGCAAAAACACCUGAUAUGGGUGGUACAUCUACAACCACCAAUUUUACACUAUCGGUUAUUUCCAAUUUGUAA